Molecule: messenger RNA, 655 nt
Organism: Micropterus salmoides (largemouth bass)
Lineage: Eukaryota; Metazoa; Chordata; Actinopteri; Centrarchiformes; Centrarchidae
Product: deoxyribonuclease-1-like 1
Exons: 6
Coding region: 178-636 (152 amino acids)
Biological process (GO): DNA catabolic process
Cellular component (GO): nucleus
Molecular function (GO): DNA nuclease activity
Source: RefSeq, a predicted model, not a curated record
UCACCUGAAACAAACCAGGAAACAUUUUGUUCUCCUUACUCACUACAGAGAGAUGCAGACUGAAAAGCAGACGUUUACAUUCACCUUCAGACCAAGCUAACAACUUCCUCUAAGUUCAGUUACAGGAGAGAAAAGUAGAAAACUGCUGCUUCAACCUGCCAUUUCAACACUGGAAAAAUGAAGAUCGCAGCCUUCAAUGUCCAGAAACUGGGACUGGACAAACUCAAUAAUCAUGUUGUGCGGACAAAUCUUAUCAAGAUUGUGUCUCGGUACAGCGUGGUGGUGUUGCUGGAGGUGAUGGGUCAGGGUGGCAAGGUCAUGUACGAGUUCCUCACAGAACUUAACAACGAUAGAAAGAACAGACAUCAACCAUUCAAAAUGAAGUGCAGUAGAUCUCUGGGACGAAGAUCCUACAAGGAGAAGUUUGUCUUCUUCUACAGAAAGGAUGAGUUGAAGGUGAUCAAGUGCUACCAGUAUAAAGAAGGAAAAAAAGACGUGCUCGCCAGAGAGCCUUUCAUUCUGUGGUUCAAGAGUCCAAAUACAGUUGUAAAGGACUUUGUGCUGAUCCCAGUCCACACCAAACCAAAGGAUGCGGAAAAAGAGCUGGACGCUCUGGAUGAUGUGGUCAAGAUGUGAGGCAAAAUGGCGCACUGAU